This is a messenger RNA of Trichoderma harzianum CBS 226.95, 1560 nucleotides long. RefSeq lists its product as hypothetical. The record is from RefSeq and is a predicted model, not a curated record. Gene Ontology annotation, molecular function: zinc ion binding. The transcript has a single exon. Gene Ontology annotation, cellular component: cytoplasm. The coding region runs from base 418 to 1344 and encodes 308 amino acids. NCBI's taxonomy places the organism in Eukaryota, Fungi, Ascomycota, Sordariomycetes, Hypocreales, Hypocreaceae.
ACCCCGCGAUGCGAACUCGACCCUGCAGCAGCCUUAUUUACGCCUCAUCUCAUCUCAUCUCGUGCUCCUCUUAUUCCCUGUCGCUUGGCGAAUCAUUUGUCAAAUUCCCUUCCGUAUUGCAUAUCCGGGCUCAUCAUUAGAACUUACAAACAGCGUCGUUCGCUAGUGUCCCGGAGCACAGCGAGCACAGCGCACGGGCUUCAGCGCGCGGUCGCUAAUUUAGCAGACGGUUAUAGGGGUUUCCAGACGCUUCCUUGCCACGUUUGGUCAGCCGACUGGAGACGCCGUCAGCCGCGCCGGAUUGCUUGCCUUUGUUCGCAAGGUGACGACAUUUGCUCUGCCUGAACAGCACAUGAGUUGGAUUAGCAAGACUGCGGCGACAUAUUUAUUUUGUUUAUAUCAUUCACGUUUCCCAAGAUGGCGUCAGGUUCGGAUUCCGACGCUCCAGAAACGAGCUACAUCAUGAAGGACAAGGAAGACGCCAGCCUGGUCGGCAAACACUGCCAGUACGAAUACUGCAAUCAGCUUGAUUUCCUCCCCUUUUUCUGCCAGUCCUGUACCAAGACUUUCUGCCUGGAUCACCGCUCAGAGUCUGCUCAUAAGUGCACAAACCCGGGAGCCUGGGCGGAACGUAAACGACAGGCACAGCUGGCAAAGCCCUCCAUCGGCCAAGGGAGGACAUUGCGGGAUAAGAUCUCAGAGAAGCCUUGCGCGUCGCCAUCUUGCGAGACAACCAUCGGCACUUCGCUAGUGCCAGGCGUUCACUGCGAAACAUGUAAUCGGGAUUACUGUUUGAAACACCGCUUCAAAGAUGACCACAACUGCAAGAACUUGACGCCAAUCGGGGCGCGGCCUAUUCAAAUCGACGUUGCCCAAAGGACGAAAUCCGCGCUGGACCGGCUUCGAGCAUGGGGAACGGCCAAGAAGGAGCAGGCUGGCAGAGCGCUGCCAAAGCCCAAGCCCAGCUCAGCUGCAGCGCGAAUGGUCGCCGUCAACAGCCUGAAGAAGACCGCAAAGGGCGACGACAAGUUGGCUCCGGAGAAGCGCAUCUACGUCUACGUUGAGGCUGAGGCCGAGACGGCAAAGGCCAAGUUCCCCAAGGGAGAGUUCUAUUAUUCCAAGGAUUGGGUAGUUGGUCGUGUACUGGACGCGGCGGCCAAGAGCCUACAGGUACAGAACAUCAACAACCAGAGCUCAGAUGAGAGAGACAAGCUACGGGUGUUCCAUGUCGAAGGAGGCAGGGUUCUUGAUUACAGCGAGAAGGUUGGGGCGUCGAUACAGAGCGGGAAUACCUUGGUGUUGCUGAGGGGCGUUGGUGCGCCUACGGAUUUGAUUGAGGUUUAACGAAAGACAUUGGAUUGAGAGGCCAUACAUCAGAGGUAAUACGGGCGUUUUGAAUAAGGUUCUUGCUUCAAUCUGGUUGAGGCAUUGGGGAUAUAAGAAGUCGGCGAGCUUAGCAGCAUCUCAUAGAGUACUUGCAUUGUUGAUUUUGGCAUCAUAUUACAUUAUAAAUUAAUAUCAUUUCUGAGCAAUUACAGAAUUUACUCAGGACAGUUUCAU